Cucurbita maxima (winter squash) is the source of this 2194-nucleotide messenger RNA. Its product is annotated as endoglucanase 6-like. The record is from RefSeq and is a predicted model, not a curated record. NCBI's taxonomy places the organism in Eukaryota, Viridiplantae, Streptophyta, Magnoliopsida, Cucurbitales, Cucurbitaceae. The coding region runs from base 154 to 2007 and encodes 617 amino acids. Gene Ontology annotation, molecular function: hydrolase activity, hydrolyzing O-glycosyl compounds; carbohydrate binding. Gene Ontology annotation, biological process: carbohydrate metabolic process. The transcript has 7 exons.
GGCUCUCCCUCACUCUCCACUCCAUAUAUACUCCUUCACUUCCCCUUCUUCUCUUCCAAAUCCUUCUCUUUCCUCUCCAAUUUACCUGGUGAUUCAUUAAUCAAUGCACCUAAUUCACUGAUUCUUAACCCAUUCAAGUAACUAAAAAGAACAAUGGCGAGCCUAAUUUCCAUGGCUCCCCUGUUCCUCCUCUGUUUCUUCCCCUGCGCCUUCGCCGCCCACGACUACGGCUCCGCCCUAACCAAGAGCCUUCUCUUCUUCGAAGCUCAGAGAUCCGGAGUCCUACCCCGUAACCAGCGCGUCACGUGGCGGUCCCAUUCCGGUCUCCAAGAUGGCAAAGCCAGUGGAGUGGACUUGGUGGGAGGGUACUACGACGCUGGCGACAAUGUCAAAUUUGGACUGCCAAUGGCUUUCACUGUCACCAUGAUGAGUUGGAGCAUUUUGGAAUACAAGGCCCAAUUGGCGGGCAGUGGCGAGCUUGGCCACGCCAUGGAUGCUGUCAAGUGGGGCACUGAUUACUUCAUCAAGGCUCACCCUGAACCCAAUGUUUUAUACGGCGAGGUUGGAGAUGGGAACACUGACCACUACUGCUGGCAGCGUCCCGAGGAUAUGACGACCGACCGCCGGGCUUACCGGCUUGACCCGAGUAACCCCGGGUCGGAUCUUGCCGGAGAAACUGCUGCCGCCAUGGCCGCCGCUUCUCUCGUCUUUCGCUCUUCUAACCCCGCUUAUGCUAACAAGCUUCUCUCCCAUGCCUACCAGCUGUUCGAUUUUGCGAACAAAUACAGGGGCAAAUAUGACAGUAGUAUUACAGUGGCCCAGAAGUACUACCGAUCUGUCAGUGGAUACAAUGACGAGUUACUAUGGGCGGCGGCAUGGCUGUACCAAGCAAGCAACAACCAAUACUACCUGAAAUACCUCGCCGACAACGGCGAUUCCAUGGGUGGCACCGGCUGGAGCAUGACGGAGUUCAGUUGGGACGUCAAAUACGCCGGAGUCCAAACCCUAGUCGCCAAAUUCCUCAUGCAGGGCAAGGCCGGCGCCUACGCUCCAGUUUUCCGGCGAUACCAGGAGAAAGCCGAGGCAUUCCUUUGUUCGUGUUUAAGAAAAGGGAAUCGGAAUGUUCAGGUUACCCCCGGGGGUCUCAUUUUCCGGCAAAGAUGGAACAAUAUGCAGUUUGUCACCACCGCCUCCUUCAUCGCCACCGUCUAUUCUGAUUACCUGACCUCGUCCCGUGGUUCCUUGAAGUGCGCCGCCGGCUAUGUCCGACCCUCUGAAUUACUCACCUUCGCUAAAUCUCAGGUGGAUUACAUUCUUGGCGACAAUCCAAGAGCCACGAGCUACAUGGUGGGAUACGGCAACAAUUUCCCCCGCCGCGUCCACCACCGUGGAUCCUCCAUCGUCUCCUACAAAAUCAGCUCCAAAUUCAUCGCCUGCAGAGAAGGUUACGCUACUUGGUUCAGCAAGAAAUCCGGCGACCCGAAUGUCCUCACCGGCGCCCUCGUCGGCGGCCCCGACGCCUACGACAACUUCGCGGACGAACGUGACAACUAUGAACAAACAGAGCCUGCCACUUACAACAACGCUCCUCUUCUCGGCGUGUUAGCGAGAUUCCACGGCGGGCAUUCCGGCUUCAAUCAGCUCCUUCCAGUAGCCGUUCCGCUUCCACCGGCACCAAAAAGAAACCCAAAUCCUGGUUCUUCUUCUUCUUCUUCUUCAAGCCCGGUUGUGAUUUUACAAAGGGUAACGAGUUCAUGGAAGGACAAGGGAAGAAUUUACUACAGAUAUUCCACGGUUAUCACAAACAAAUCGUGGAAAACAGUGAGAAAUCUUGAGCUUUCGAUUUCGAAGCUGUAUGGGCCGUUAUGGGGGCUGACGAAUUCUGGGAAAUCGUACACCUUCCCGAAAUGGGUGAAUUCUCUGGGCCCUCAGAAGAGCUUGGAGUUUGUGUAUAUUCACUCUGCUUCUGAAGCGAAUGUGUCUGUUUUGCGCUAUGAUUUGGGCUGAGGAUGAGGAGUGGUGGGAUUUGAUCCAACUGUGCAGAUUAUAAGAUUGAGUUUGGUGUUUUUGGAAGGAAAGGAACUUUACUUUUUUUUUUUUUACUUGGUGUUUAUGCAACUCAAAGAAUGAGGGUAUAUUUGUACUUUCCUUGUAAUUGAGUUAGGGUUGUAGAUCUCUCUUCUUCUUCCCUCUU